GGCGCCGUCCCAAACCGCAGUCACUUGCUAUAAAUAAUGCACUAUGGUCUCCGCAAAAGCUUCUUGAUAGCAGCCAACUCUCUUUUAAUCGAACGCACAUACCCCGUAGUCUCACUGCAAGUUGCUUUGAGUAGGAAAGGAGAUCAUCUUUCGUGUGGAAAACACCGGUUUCCGUGAAGAAAGAGAGACUUCACAGUGAUCGCAAGUUACUGGAUAAUACCGUCAUCCUUCAUUUUGCAAGAUGGCCGAGCCCGUUAAUAAUGAACAACAAUACCCUCCUCAAGAAGAGGAGGUCCCCCAAGCACCCGCUUACUCUGCACCUCCUAAGGAGGAGGAGCCUGAUGAGGACAUUGAUGCCCUGAUCGAGGAUCUUUUCUCUGAGGAUAUCCAAGAGGAAGCCGAAGACGAUGACAAUGCGCCCGCCGCUGGUGAGGCCAAGCCUGUCCCCGAGGAACUUCUUCAGACCGACAUCAACCAGGGUCUUUCUACCUCUGAGGUCGAAGCCCGUCGUAAGAAGUACGGUCUUAACCAAAUGAACGAAGAGGUCGAGAACCCCUUCCUCAAAUUCAUGAUGUUCUUCGUUGGUCCCAUUCAAUUCGUUAUGGAGAUGGCCGCCUGUUUGGCCGCUGGUCUUCAAGAUUGGGUCGAUUUUGGUGUCAUUUGUGCUCUUCUGUUGCUUAACGCUGUUGUCGGUUUCGUCCAAGAAUACCAAGCUGGUUCUAUUGUCGAUGAGCUGAAGAAGACUCUUGCUCUUAAGGCUACUCUCGUUCGUAACGGUCAACUCGUUGACGUCGAAGCCAACGAGGUUGUUCCCGGUGAUAUCCUUCGUCUUGAAGAAGGUGUUAUUAUUCCCGCUGAUGGUCGCGUUGUUUCCCCCGAUGCUUUGAUCCAAAUUGACCAAUCCGCCAUUACUGGUGAGUCCUUGGCUGUCGAGAAGCACUACAACGACCCCACCUUUGCCUCCUCUGGUGUCAAGCGUGGUGAGGGUUUCAUGGUUGUUACUGCUACUGGUGACUCUACCUUCGUCGGUCGCGCUGCCUCUUUGGUCAAUGCUGCCGCCGGUGGCACUGGUCAUUUCACUGAAGUGUUGAACGGUAUUGGUACUGUUCUUUUGGUUCUCGUGCUGUUCACUCUUUUCUGUAUCUACACUGCUGCUUUCUACCGUUCCGUUGGUAUUGUCAAGAUUUUGGAAUACACUUUGGCUAUUACUAUUAUUGGUGUUCCCGUCGGUCUUCCCGCUGUCGUUACCACCACUAUGGCUGUCGGUGCUGCUUACUUGGCUGAGAAGAAGGCCAUUGUCCAAAAGCUUUCCGCUAUUGAGUCUCUUGCUGGUGUCGAGGUUCUUUGCUCUGACAAGACUGGUACUUUGACCAAGAACAAGCUUUCUUUGGGUGAGCCUUUCACUGUUUCUGGUGUUUCUGGUGAUGAAUUGGUUUUGACUGCCUGUUUGGCCGCUUCCCGUAAGCGCAAGGGUUUGGAUGCCAUUGACAAGGCUUUCCUUAAGGCUUUGAAGAACUACCCCGGUCCCAAGAGCAUGCUUUCCAAGUACAAGAUCAUCCAAUUCCAACCCUUCGACCCCGUCUCCAAGAAGGUUACUGCUUACGUUGAAGGCCCCGAUGGCCGUCGCUGCAUUUGUGUCAAGGGUGCUCCUCUCUGGGUUUUGAAGACUGUUGAGGAGGACCAUCCUAUUCCCGAAGAGGUUCUUACUGCUUACAAGGACAAGGUCGGUGAUCUUGCUUCCCGUGGUUACCGUUCCCUUGGUGUCGCUCGCAAGUUUGAUGGUCAACACUGGGAGAUUCUCGGUAUUAUGCCCUGUUCUGAUCCCCCUCGUCACGAUACUGCUAAGACUAUCAACGAAGCUAUGCACUUGGGUCUCCGUGUUAAGAUGCUUACUGGUGAUGCUGUCGAUAUUGCUAAGGAAACUGCUCGUCAAUUGGGAAUGGGUUCUAACAUUUACAACGCUGAACGUCUUGGUCUUACUGGUGGUGGUGACAUGCCUGGUUCUGAAGUUUACGAUUUCGUUGAGGCUGCUGAUGGUUUCGGUGAGGUGUUCCCUCAACAUAAGUAUGCUGUCGUCGAUAUUCUUCAACAACGUGGUUACUUGGUUGCUAUGACUGGUGAUGGUGUUAACGAUGCUCCUUCCUUGAAGAAGGCCGAUACUGGUAUUGCUGUCGAAGGUGCUACUGAUGCUGCUCGUUCUGCUGCCGAUAUUGUCUUCCUUGCUCCUGGUCUUUCCGCCAUUAUUGAUGCUUUGAAGACUUCUCGUCAAAUUUUCCAUCGUAUGUACUCUUACGUUGUUUACCGUAUUGCUCUUUCUCUUCACUUGGAAAUCUUCUUGGGUCUCUGGAUUAUCAUUCAAAACCGUCUUCUUAACUUGGAACUUAUUGUCUUCAUUGCCAUUUUCGCUGAUGUUGCUACCUUGGCCAUUGCUUACGACAACGCCCCUUACUCUAUGAAGCCCGUCAAGUGGAACCUUCCCCGUCUGUGGGGUCUUUCCACCGUCGUUGGUAUUGUUUUGGCCGUCGGUACUUGGAUUACCAACACUACUAUGAUUGCUCAAGGUCAAAACCGUGGUAUCGUUCAACACUUUGGUGUUCAAGACGAGGUCUUGUUCUUGGAAAUCUCCCUUACUGAGAACUGGUUGAUUUUCAUUACCCGUUGCAACGGUCCCUUCUGGUCUUCUCUUCCUUCUUGGCAAUUGUCUGGUGCUGUCUUGAUCGUCGAUAUUCUUUCUACUAUCUUCUGUAUUUUCGGUUGGUUCAAGGGUGGUCACCAAACCUCCAUUGUUGCCGUUAUCCGUAUCUGGAUGUACUCUUUCGGUAUCUUCUGCAUCAUGGCCGGUUUCUACUACAUUCUUUCCGAGUCCGCCUCCUUUGACCGCUUGAUGAAUGGCAAGCCCGCUCAUCCUGCCAAGGAUCCUCGUAGCAUCGAGGAUCUUGUUGUUGCCCUCCAACGUACUUCUACUCGCCACGAGAAGGAGAACUAAAUGGCUCAGGAGUUUUGAGCUUGUGAGCUGGAGGGCGACCUUAUUGACUGCGCUGGAUCCUAAUAUCCUAUACGUUGCCUUCUUGUUCCUUGUUCUUUUCCUUAUCCCGCGCCUUUUUGUUCAAACUAUCUUUUUGGACGGCAGCAUUUUGCCGCAGGCAAAGUGCCGGUUCGCUAUUUUAUGCUACAUAGAUUGUUUAAAGUUCACUAAGGUCGCCGAUGCGAAUUUCAUUAGCGAUACUUUCUUUCUAAAUCGUCGGCGGCCAACAACUCUCGUUUCUCAAUACUCUUAUUUGGUGGAUCGCUCCACCUAGAUGACUAAUUCCAAUGGAACACGUUUCUGGGAAAU
Schizosaccharomyces japonicus yFS275 is the source of this 3334-nucleotide messenger RNA. RefSeq names its product P-type proton ATPase Pma1. Gene Ontology annotation, cellular component: membrane; plasma membrane. NCBI's taxonomy places the organism in Eukaryota, Fungi, Ascomycota, Schizosaccharomycetes, Schizosaccharomycetales, Schizosaccharomycetaceae. Gene Ontology annotation, biological process: proton export across plasma membrane. The transcript has a single exon. Bases 242 to 2986 code for a protein of 914 amino acids. The record is from RefSeq and is a predicted model, not a curated record. Gene Ontology annotation, molecular function: P-type proton-exporting transporter activity; nucleotide binding; ATP binding.